Messenger RNA from Ceraceosorus bombacis, 930 nucleotides. NCBI's taxonomy places the organism in Eukaryota, Fungi, Basidiomycota, Exobasidiomycetes, Ceraceosorales, Ceraceosoraceae. The record is from the annotation of a GenBank genome assembly.
AUGGUGCGUAUCAUUUCAGGACUACUGCUGAAUUUUGCUCAGUGCUGCAUGGAUGACUGACUGUUCGCUGGUCAAUCUUUUUUCUUGAAUCCUGAAUCGCUGAUGCUGGAUGGUGCUGGACUUUGUCUUCGCUGGAUGCUUGGGGUCGCUCCGAUGGUAUUGGGGGACUUUCCAAAUUGUUGGAAUCUACACUUGUAGGGUCGUGUCCGUACGAAGACCGUAAAGCGCGCAUCGCGUGUGCUCAUUGAGCGUUACUAGUGAGUGCUCUUUCAUAACAGCACGCAGACAGGCGACGACGUCUUUGGGUGAAAGGCAUGUUCGUGUGAAGGUGCAUAGGGAGCGGAGCAUCGACACAGGCAUUAAUCACCUCAGAUUAAGGCUCAAUUUGGUACUUUUAGCAAGACAGAUUGAAGUUCUGACCUCUACAACUUUGCCGCGCCCUUAGCCCUCGACUCAACGCUGUUGACUUCCACACCAACAAGCGCGUCAUCGAUGAGGUUGCCAUCGUGCCUUCCAAGCGUCUCCACAACAAGAUUGCCGGUUUCACCACCCACUUGAUGAGGAGAAUCCAGAAGGGACCUGUCCGCGGUAUCAGCUUCAAGCUGCAGGAGGAGGAGCGUGAGCGCAAGGUGAGUAGUCCAGCCUGAACCAGGGACAUCCCACACCCCCGCAGCUCCGCAUCAGAAAGCGAGAGAGAGCAGAGCGAAACUGACCUCAUUCCUUUCCAACAUGCAGGAUCAAUACGUUCCCGAAGUGUCUGCCCUUGACACCACCGCAUCCGGCGGUCUUGAGGUCGACCCCGACACCAAGGAGAUGCUCAAAUCCAUUGGCCUCGACUCUCUGCCCGUCAGUGUUUCCGCACCUGUCACACAGUUCCAAGCUCCCGAGCGCCGCGGUGGCCGAACUGUCGUUGGUGCGGGUCGCCGCUAA